AUGCCACCACCGUCCGCGGUCGAAGUGUCAGCUACUUCAGACACUUCUGGAGUCACUCUCCCGAACCCGCUGAGUGCACCAGUGCAGAGCAACGAGAUCCAUGGAAGAAGAAAAAAGACGGCUGUGUCACAAUGGGGUGUGGCCGCGCCGGCGGAUACAGCAAACUUUCGGCUCAGGUCCCAUGAUCACAAACCAAAGGCCAAGCAAUGGAGUCAUAUUAUGACCAAGGAGGCUAGCAUACGAAAGGGAAACUCACUCAAAGAAGCUGCCAAGUUUCUCGGGACACCAGGCAUCAUUUCUCUUGGCGGCGGUCUACCGUCCAGCGAGUACUUUCCUUUCGAAGAGCUUUCCAUCAAAGUUCCCAAAAUCGGGCACUUUUCAGAGGCCGAAACUAAGGAAUCUGGUGUGAUUAUUACAGCCGGUAAACAUGAUCUCGCAGAGAACAAAUCUACCUUCGAUAUCGCUACGGCGUUCAAUUACGGACAGGGAGCUGGUUCUGCACAACUCUUACGGUUUAUGACGGAGCAUACAGAGCUGGUGCAUGACCCACCGUAUGAAGACUGGAAGUGUACAAUGACGGUUGGAAGCACAUCUGCCACAGAUAUGCUUCUACGCAUGUUUACGCGGCCAGGCGAAAUGAUUCUAUCUGAAGAGUAUACCUUCUCCGCCUUUGUAGAAACCGCCCGACCUAUGGGCGUACGCGUAUGCAGUGUCCCGAUCGACAAUGAAGGUCUCCUUCCAGCAGAGAUGAACAAUAUUCUCACAAACUGGGACCAAACCGCCAGACGCGCUCCAAAACCACAUCUCCUCUACACUGUACCCACCGGCCAGAACCCCACAGGCGCAACGCAAAGUGCAGAGCGACGACGAGCCCUGUACAAAGUAUGCCAAAAACACGACAUCCACAUCAUAGAAGACGAGCCCUACUACUUCCUGCAAAUGCAACCUUACACAGGCCCCGACGCCCCUGCCGUACCCCCGCCCUCUUCCCACGCCGAUUUCAUCAAAACCCUCGUCCCCAGCUACCUCUCCAUGGACACAGACGGUCGCGUAAUCCGCAUGGACUCGUUCUCAAAAGUCAUCGCGCCCGGCUCACGAGUCGGCUGGAUCACAGCGCCCGCCCAAGUCGUCGAGCGCUACGCCAAAUACGCAGACGUAUCCACGCAGAACCCGUCUGGUAUCUCGCAACUCGUCCUCUUCAAGCUCCUCGAUGAACACUGGGGCCACGCCGGCUACCUCGACUGGCUCAUCCACAUCCGCAUGCAAUACACCGCGCGCCGCGACAUCAUCCUCGCUGCGUGCGAAAAGUACCUCCCGCGAGAGGUCAUGGCGUGGAAACCGCCAAUGGCCGGUAUGUUCCAUUGGAUGCAAGUCGAUUUCAGGAAACAUCCUGCGUAUCCUGAGAAGAGCAUUGAGAGUAUCGAGGAGAGUAUUUUCAUGCGCGUGAUUGAUCAUGGUGCGUUGGUUAUGCGGGGGAGCUGGUUUUAUGCGGAUAAUGAGGAGGAGCAUGAUACGUUGUUCUUUAGGGCGACGUAUGCGGCUGCGCCGGGGGAGAAGAUUGAGGAGGGUAUUAGGAGGUUGGGAGAAGCGGUUAGGGAGGAGUUUGGUUUGGGCGUUUAG
Messenger RNA from Pyrenophora tritici-repentis Pt-1C-BFP, 1620 nucleotides. Its product is annotated as ARO8, Transcriptional regulator protein. The record is from RefSeq and is a predicted model, not a curated record. Gene Ontology annotation, molecular function: L-2-aminoadipate:2-oxoglutarate transaminase activity; pyridoxal phosphate binding; aromatic-amino-acid:2-oxoglutarate transaminase activity. Gene Ontology annotation, biological process: aromatic amino acid catabolic process; L-tyrosine biosynthetic process. NCBI's taxonomy places the organism in Eukaryota, Fungi, Ascomycota, Dothideomycetes, Pleosporales, Pleosporaceae.